Messenger RNA from Neltuma alba, 1617 nucleotides. RefSeq names its product serine acetyltransferase 5-like. Gene Ontology annotation, molecular function: L-serine O-acetyltransferase activity. The transcript is spliced from 2 exons. Lineage: Eukaryota; Viridiplantae; Streptophyta; Magnoliopsida; Fabales; Fabaceae. Gene Ontology annotation, cellular component: cytoplasm. The coding region runs from base 150 to 1034 and encodes 294 amino acids. The record is from RefSeq and is a predicted model, not a curated record.
ACGGAAAUGAGAAAUCAUACUGUCAAAGAGCACACUUCAUAAAAUCUUGAAUUUUCCGUUCGUGGGGAAGUCCAUUUGAACUGAAGAGACGGGCGAUCACAAUUCAGUAGCUCCGCACCAUACAAUUCGUGCUAUCGCGAGCAAUCCCAAUGCCCGCCGGUGAAAUCCGCUACGCCUCCCCGCCACCAUCCCCGAUGGACGCCUCCUCCGCCUACGAAGAUGAGGCCUGGGUCUGGGCUCAAAUCAAGGCGGAGGCCCGCCGCGACGCCGAGUCAGAGCCGGCCUUAGCUAGCUAUCUGUACUCCACCAUCCUUUCUCACCCUUCCCUCGAACGCUCCCUCUCCUUCCACUUGGGCAACAAGCUCUGCUCUUCCACGCUUCUCUCCACCCUCCUUUACGAUCUCUUCAUCCACGCCUUCGCUUCCGACCCUUCUCUCCAUGCCGCCGCUGUCGCCGACCUUCGCGCUGCCCGUGAACGCGAUCCUGCUUGUGUUUCCUACUCCCACUGCCUCCUCAACUAUAAAGGUUACCUUGCAGUCCAGGCACAGCGUGUGGCGAACAGGUUGUGGCAGCAAUCUCGGAGGCCAUUAGCUCUGGCUCUGCACUCUCGUAUUGCGGAUGUGUUUGCGGUGGAUAUACACCCUGCGGCGAAGAUUGGGAAAGGGAUAUUGUUGGAUCAUGCUACGGGCGUGGUAGUGGGUGAGACGGCGGUGAUCGGGAAUAAUGUGUCGAUUCUGCAUCAUGUGACUCUGGGAGGGACAGGGAAAGUUAGUGGGGAUCGGCAUCCAAAGAUUGGAGAUGGAGUUCUUAUUGGAGCUGGGGCAACCAUUCUAGGGAAUAUCAAGAUUGGAGAAGGUGCAAAAAUCGGUGCUGGGUCUGUUGUCUUGAUCGAUGUGCCGCCCCGGACUACAGCGGUUGGGAAUCCGGCAAGGCUGGUGGGUGGAAAGGAGAAGCCGGCCAAGCAUGAGGAUGUGCCUGGGGAAUCCAUGGAUCACACUUCCUUCAUCUCUGAGUGGUCAGAUUACGUCAUAUGAUUUGAAAGCUUUUUGAAUCAAAACAUCACUGGCGGAUGAUAAUUUUGGAGCAUGUCCACAUCUCUCUAACCUGUUGCUGUGGAUUUUUUAUUUUAAGAAUUGGGAACUCCAAAAUAUGAUGUAUAACAUGUUGGACUCUACACAUCAACAUUGUUUGGUAUUUAUGUAAGAUACUAGAGGUUCAUCAUCUGAUUCACAAGCAUUACAUUGUUAGGUGUCAGAUUGUUAUCUUGCUGCCCAGAAAAUAACAUUACAUGAGCCAUUUUAAAUUAUGGGCGUAAAAAUAGAGAGGUGGGUCUCAGUUGAAGUUACUCCAAAUGCAUGGAUGCAUAUAAUUGUUUUGAGCUCAUCUUGGAAGGCAUCUUAGAAGUCUUUAAUCACAUUUAGAUAACUCUUGCUUGCUGUUGCCUAUAGUUGCAGAAGAAAGAAACUGCUAUGGUUGCUUGUCACUGUAAUGGCAAUGGUAAUAAUUGUCUCAGAUCUCUGAUCUCUCACACUUCUCUCCCUAUGCAGCUCUCUAUAUGGAGGGAAAAGUUAGCUUUUGGUUUAGAGUGCAAUGAAAUCCCCUCUAUUUUCUGUGGCA